Tripterygium wilfordii is the source of this 1135-nucleotide messenger RNA. RefSeq names its product chlorophyll a-b binding protein 4, chloroplastic-like. The transcript has 3 exons. The record is from RefSeq and is a predicted model, not a curated record. The coding region runs from base 118 to 885 and encodes 255 amino acids. Gene Ontology annotation, cellular component: membrane. Lineage: Eukaryota; Viridiplantae; Streptophyta; Magnoliopsida; Celastrales; Celastraceae. Gene Ontology annotation, biological process: photosynthesis, light harvesting in photosystem I; response to light stimulus.
GACACCUUGAAAUGAAAGUACAAAGGCCUACAUUCACAACACCAUAACCACACUAACAAAGUCACCACUAACUCCUCCAAACCCAUCUUCUCUGCCCAAUCUUUUUGGCCGUGAAAGAUGGCAACCGUCAGCGCACAGGCCUCCGCCCCCAUGUUCCAGCCGUGCGUGUCGAGGUCGAGGUUCCUUACUGGGUCUUCUGGUAGACUCAACAGGGAUUUGUUCAUCAAACCAAUGGCAUUUUCUUCCUCUACCACCACUUCUUCUCUCAAAAUUGAAGCCAAGAAAGGAGAGUGGUUGCCUGGUUUGGCCUCUCCAGGUUACUUGAACGGCAGUCUUCCAGGUGACAAUGGGUUUGACCCUCUGGGGCUAGCAGAGGACCCUGAGAACUUAAAAUGGUUUGUUCAGGCGGAGCUCGUAAACGGUCGAUGGGCGAUGUUGGGUGUAGCAGGAAUGUUAUUACCUGAAGUUUUCACCAAAAUUGGGAUAAUCGAUGUCCCAAAAUGGUAUGAUGCAGGGAAAGCAGAGUACUUUGCAUCAUCAUCAACACUGUUUGUAAUUGAAUUCAUUUUGUUCCAUUAUGUGGAGAUCAGAAGGUGGCAAGACAUAAAGAACCCAGGAAGUGUAAAUCAAGAUCCAAUCUUUAAGCAAUACAGCUUGCCUCCUAAUGAAUGUGGGUACCCUGGUGGGAUCUUCAAUCCUCUGAAUUUUGGACCCACUCUUGAGGCUAAGGAGAAGGAGAUUGCCAAUGGGAGAUUGGCUAUGUUGGCAUUUUUGGGAUUUGUGGUUCAACACAAUAUAACUGGGAAAGGACCAUUUGACAACCUCUUGCAGCAUGUGGCAGACCCAUGGCACAACACCAUUAUCCAAACACUUAGUGGCAACUAGAAUCUCAAAAAUGCUGGAUUUCUUUUGUAAUGGUGAUUGGGGAAAUAAUGGGUUGUGUUGGUGGGGAUUCAAGAGCAUCAAUGUAAACAAGAAACCUUUGAUUGUACAGGAGAGAAUUCAGAUGGCAUUUCUUAUGAUAGGUGAGGCGCCUAAUUAGAUGCAUUAUGGUAUCAUCAUUUUAUCAAAGCAAGAACCAGUUACACCUACUGCUUGUACCAAAACAAAUAUAUUCAGAUGACACUGUCUAUUA